UCACGCACCCUCCCAUACCUUUCCUCUUUGGUUUGGCCCUUUAAAAGCUGCUGCCAGUGCUAUCUGUCAGCCUCAUUAUCACCAUUUCUUGGCUUGAGCAAAUUGCUAUCCACCUUUCGAAGCUCAGUGGAAAUAAACAGAGGCUUCCGAGGUCCUCGGAGAAAACAAGCGUCAACAAAUCAAGGCCCUGGACAACUUUCAAGUGUGAGAUGCUUCUGUGCGUGAAUGUGCUGGGGCUGCUUUUCCUGCAGCCACUUCUUUCGAGCCAAAGGCCACUAACUACACCGUCCAGAGGAUGUCCCGGCUGCAAAGGAAAGCCUUCCCAAAUGCACACGCCGGGAGAUUUAAAUAUCACCGCUCUUACCAUUGGAGAACCAUGUGGGGUCUACACACUGAGCUGUGCCAGCGGUCUGCGUUGUGCACCCGUGCCAAAUGACCCGCGGCCCCUCCACACCCUGCUGGAGGGCAGGGGCGUCUGCAGCAACGUUAGCGUCAUCAGUUGGACGGAAAAGAGCCAGACAGCAGAUCCCGCACCUACCGAGAAUCCGGAGGAGGCCCCAUGUCGAAAGCUGCUAACCACACUAAUCAGAGGCCUUGAUAGCCAUUUAUUCAAGUCCCAUCAUGAUAUCUACAUGCCCAACUGUGAUAAACGUGGCUUCUUUAGAAAGAAGCAGUGUUGGUCCUCUCGAGGUAAACAACGCGGUCGGUGCUGGUGUGUGGAUGUGAGCGGCAUGCCAGUGACGUCACAUAAACACAAAGGCUUGACUUGUUGAAAAAGAGUGUCAAAUGUCGGAUUAAAGAAAGGAGAAAAACGCUUGGCGGCCAACAUAGGACGAAGAUAAAGGAUUUCCUCACAGACAUUUUAGGAAUUCCAACCCUGUGCCUCUCUUCUCAUUCCAUGAGCCGCAAGCUGUUUAAGGUGUAACUUUGACCAUUGGUGCCCUCUAGCGAACACCUAGUGAACUGUUCUAAUCAGACGCCAUAAUGUCUGCACUGGCUAACACCUGACACAUUAGUUACGCCUGCAUAAACUAAUAAGAUCCAAUACAAGAGUUGUAUCAAAAGUUAACUUUUUUUUUUUUUUUUACUUUUAUGUUGCAACUGGUCAAAAUGACACCAAUAUCUCCAGUUCAGUGCCAUAACUCCCUAUUAAUUCCCAUAAAACGUUUCCAUCUAAAUAUUUCCCAAAUUCCUUCAUUCGAAAACCAACAACCUGACUUUACUUCAUAUUUUUAUGUCACGCAGUUCUGCACAAUUGUAUUUUGUUUGUCCAACACAACAACAUAUUAAAUUACUAGUGGAUCAAUGCAAUAUUGUUGUUUUAAACUUAAAAAUGCAAUUGUGUGGAACAGUUUGACUUAAAAUGUAGAGUUUUGUGUGUGUGUGUGUGUUUACUAAAAUUCCUCUGGAAAGUUUCUAGUAAAUUUUGAGGAGUUCACCCAAAAUUACCCUAAAUAGUUUCAACACGACCACAGAAGUAAUCACUUGGGAGAUAUAUUACUCUUACUGAAACUGCGCAUUAUUUGCAAAGACGCAUUUUUUGGGAUACAGCUCUUGUAUUAGAUGGUGUAGGUGUACCUAAUAAAGUUUGUGGUGUGUGUUUGCAUAUUCUGCCAAUUGUUCCAUGUUAAACAGUCUGUUUGUCAUUUAACAAUUAUUAUUGUAUUAUUAUUAUUAUUAUUAUUAUUAUUUUUGUCAGUACAUAUCAUUUUCCAAAACAUUUUUUAUACAAGAUCAGUAUUUUUUACACCAUUGCUAUUGUAACAAUGUACCUAUUGUAUAUAGUAUCUACUUGUCAUCUUAUUUAUGUUUUUAACACCAAUAUUUAUGGCCAUAGAAUAAUUAAUAAUAAUUUAAGUAUUACCCAAUGCUAAUUAGUAGUCACAAUAAAAAUAACAACAUAUAGUGUGGAAGCUGAAUUAAAUGGGGAUAUUUUACUUUUAUUUUUACCUUAUUAAAUAACAACAAGCAAAAAAAGUUUGAUUGUAUCAUUAGGAAUAUACCUGUAUAGCUUGACAAUGGGUUGGUACCCUCAAAGUUAAAAAUCUUUUGUACUCUUGUAACAUGACCUUAUACAUUAGUACAAUAAUGUUGAUAUAAUACUAUACUAAACAUUUGGGGAACAUAACCUAGCCAUUAGUUAAGCUUGUACUUUGAGGUAUAACAAUACAAUCUGAAUGCAUCCCUAUUUGAGAAGAGACAUUGGUAAGACACUAUACAUCCUUGUGCAAAAUAUUACUCUAUUAUUGUUAAGUGUUUUUUUGACAUUCCAUAUUUUUACAACAUUUCAUUGUAAAAUGUUAUGCAAGUCUUAUUUAGAGACUUUAUUUCCCUAAUUGAACGUCAUGGGUCUAUUAAAGUUAUGGAAAAAAAAAUGUAGUGAUGGCACUUUGAACAUGCAUGUUGUGUUAGGUAUUGUGUGACAUAAUCAAUGUACAUGUAUAUGGAUCAUUUUUUUGUAUGAUUUAUCACAUAAAAAUGACACAAGAAAGCUUUAAUCUUGUUUUCAGCGAACAAUAGUUUCUUCAAUAAAGAUUUGGAUUAGUACAAUGCAACCAAAUCUCCGGCACUGUUUCCGAAUGGUUAGCACAACUGCCUCACAGUACUCAGGUUGGGGGUUUCAAUCUGGCCUCCCUGCGUGCAGUUUGGAUGUGGGUUUUCAGAGCAUUCAGCGGCAUGCCCACAGCGUCUGGAAGCUGAAAAAAAUGACCAUUUUGAACCCUGAUUUCACACUAAAAUUCCAAUUUGUUUGGCUUGUUAGCAAUACUCUUCUCUGUGGUGAGUCAAAUUUACAGGACGAAUUUACCUGGGCCUUUAAUUUCAUCAUGUGCAUCGGUUCAUGUGAUGAUGUCAUUUUUCUCUCUUCUCCUUGCAAAUAAUAAAUAAUAUAGGCCAGUUUACCACAUUUGAAUCGUGUGCAACCAAUGUAUAUGUCUGAAUUAAAUCAAAUCUGUCACA
This is a messenger RNA of Phyllopteryx taeniolatus (common seadragon), 2958 nucleotides long. RefSeq names its product insulin-like growth factor-binding protein 6. The transcript has 4 exons. Gene Ontology annotation, molecular function: insulin-like growth factor I binding; insulin-like growth factor II binding; fibronectin binding. Bases 210 to 773 code for a protein of 187 amino acids. Gene Ontology annotation, cellular component: extracellular region. Lineage: Eukaryota; Metazoa; Chordata; Actinopteri; Syngnathiformes; Syngnathidae. Gene Ontology annotation, biological process: regulation of insulin-like growth factor receptor signaling pathway. The record is from RefSeq and is a predicted model, not a curated record.